AUUUAGUUCUGUACUCACCUGUGAAGCGGCGCAGUUGUCGUGUUUAGUUUUCUUAACCUCAAUUGUCAAUCACGUGACGUGAAAUUAACCUUUCUAAAUUUCGUUGUAUUGGAGACCUACAGUUGCUGUUAUUAAAGUCCCAAUAUGGCAAUCAGGCCGGUGUACAGACCCACUAUUGUCAAAAAAAGGACAAAGAAGUUUAUUAGACAUCAAAGUGAUCGUUAUGAUAAACUUAAGAGAAAUUGGCGAAAACCUAAAGGUAUCGAUAACAGAGUUCGUAGAAGGUUCAAGGGACAAUAUCUGAUGCCAAACAUUGGUUAUGGAAGCAAUAAAAAAACACGUCACAUGCUUCCCACAGGAUUUCGUAAAGUUCUCGUUCACAAUGUAAAGGAACUUGAAGUUCUUAUGAUGCAAAAUCGAAAGUUUUGUGCAGAAAUUGCUCACGCAGUGAGUAGUAAAAAACGUAAGGCAAUUGUUGAACGUGCUCAGCAACUUUCAAUUCGUGUAACCAACGCUAAUGCACGUCUCCGUUCUGAAGAAAACGAAUAAACCCAAUUAUUUAUACUAUAAACAAUAAAAUAAAAAAAAAAGAAUACAAAAAUAA
This is a messenger RNA of Chelonus insularis, 604 nucleotides long. RefSeq names its product Ribosomal protein L32 (gene RpL32). The record is from RefSeq and is a predicted model, not a curated record. Gene Ontology annotation, molecular function: structural constituent of ribosome. Bases 145 to 549 code for a protein of 134 amino acids. Gene Ontology annotation, cellular component: cytosolic large ribosomal subunit; ribosome. NCBI's taxonomy places the organism in Eukaryota, Metazoa, Arthropoda, Insecta, Hymenoptera, Braconidae. Gene Ontology annotation, biological process: translation. The transcript has 4 exons.